This is a messenger RNA of Echinops telfairi (small Madagascar hedgehog), 1482 nucleotides long. It is a transcript of the gene OLFM4, whose product is annotated as olfactomedin 4. Bases 1 to 1482 code for a protein of 493 amino acids. Gene Ontology annotation, biological process: signal transduction. The record is from RefSeq and is a predicted model, not a curated record. The transcript is spliced from 6 exons. Lineage: Eukaryota; Metazoa; Chordata; Mammalia; Afrosoricida; Tenrecidae.
AUGGUGAUGAGAGUUGGCCUUCUUUGCCUCCUCAGCCUGGCUGUAGGGGAUGUGGAGCCUUAUGACUCCAGGGCCAACUUCAGUUCAGGAGGCAGCUCUAGGUUCGGUGACAGCUCUAGCUCCGGAGGCGGAGGCGGGGGCGGCAUUUUCCUAGGAGGCUCCAGUUCUAGCUCCAGGGCUGGCUCCAGCCACAGUGGCGGCUUUGGCUCCGGAGGUGGCUCCAGCCAGCCAUUUUCCAAUUUCAACGGCUCCCUGGAUCAUCACGGGACCUGCCAGUGCUCCGUCCUCCUGCCAGACACCACCUUUCCUGCUGACAGAUUGGAGCAGCUGGAGUUCACAGCUCACACACUCUCCGAGAAGUUCCAGAAAGAACUCUCUCAAGUUCACAAGUAUAUUGAAAUGAUCAGCGUGUAUGCCAAGCACCUCUCCAACCUCACUGUCCGAGUAGAGAUCAUGGAAAAGGAUUCCAUUUCCUACACGGAACUGGACUUUGAGCUAAUCAAGUUAGAAGUGAAGGAGAUGGAGAAGCUGAUCAUUGAGCUGAAGAAGAACUUUGUUGGAAGCUCAGAAAUUGUUGACCAACUGGAGGUGGAGGGCACAGUGUCCUACUGUGGCACACCCGAGGUCGCCAUGAGUCGGAAUGGAUUCAACAUCACCUGGCUCCUGCAGGUGCCGGAAGGGAGCUGUGCUCAUGGCAGAGUGGCGAACAUCAGCAGGCCAGCAGUGGUGCAGCUUAACUGGAGAGGGUUUCCCUAUAAGUCUGGGGUCUGGGGCCAGGACUACUCUCCUCGGCAUCCAGGGAAAGGGCUGUACUGGGUGGCACCUCUGAAUUCCGAGGGGAGGUAUAUGGAAUACUACAGACUCUACAACACCUGGGAUGAUUUGCUCUUGUAUACACAUUCCCGGGAGAGCCGAGUCACAUAUGGCCAGGGCGCCGGCGCUGUUGUCUACAACAGCAACAUGUAUUUCAACUUACACAACACCCGGAACAUUGUCAAACUGAACUUGACCACCAAUAAGAUGGAUGUGACGUACACGCUCCCUGAUGCCGCCUUUAACAACCGCUUUUCGUACGCGAACAUCGAGUGGCAAGACAUUGACUUCACUGUGGACGAGAAGGGCUUGUGGGUGAUCUAUUCCACUGAAGCCAGCACCGGCAACAUCGUGAUUAGUCAACUCAAUGACUCCACACUGGAGGUGCUGCGCACCUGGCAGACCAAGCAGUUCAAGCUCUCUGUUUCAAACGCCUUCGUGGUUUGCGGGGUUCUGUAUGCCACUCGUACUCUGAACACCAGAAUGGAAGAGAUUUUCUACUACUUUGACACAAACACGAGUGUGGAGGGCCAGUUGAGCAUCCCCAUGUAUAAGAUGCAGGAAAAAGUGCAGAGCAUUAACUAUCACCCUAUGGAGCAGAAGCUUUAUGUCUAUAAUGAUGGUUACCUCCUGAAUUAUGACCUGUUCUUCCUUCAGAAACCCCAGUAA